Molecule: messenger RNA, 817 nt
Organism: Helianthus annuus (common sunflower)
Lineage: Eukaryota; Viridiplantae; Streptophyta; Magnoliopsida; Asterales; Asteraceae
Product: signal peptidase complex catalytic subunit SEC11A
Exons: 8
Coding region: 95-640 (181 amino acids)
Cellular component (GO): signal peptidase complex; membrane
Molecular function (GO): serine-type endopeptidase activity
Source: RefSeq, a predicted model, not a curated record
AUUUGAUGAUUUGCCGGUAAGUUUGGGGUAAGUAACGGGUGCAUGAACCCUUUCCCAUUUCCUCAUUCAGAACCAUCGAUCGAGCAACAGAAAUAUGGAGUUUUCGCCAAAAUUAAUCGAUACCAUCAAAUCUUUUCACUUCAGGAAAUCGAUUACUCAACUCGUAACCGUUGGUAUGGUUAUAGCAUCAGCAUUGAUGCUUUGGAUAGGACUGAUGUGUAUAACAGGAAGUGAAGCACCUAUCGUAGUUGUGUUAUCUGGUAGCAUGGAACCUGGAUUUAAGAGAGGUGAUAUUCUGUUUAUGCGUAUGAGCAAGGACCCGAUUCGCGUAGGAGAUAUUUUAUCGUUCACUGUUGAUGGACACGAAAUUCCAAUAGUUCAUAGAGCGAUUAAGGUUCAUGAGUAUCAAAAUACUGGAGAAGUUGAUGUCCUUACAAAAGGAGACAACAAUAGCUAUGGAGACGACAUGUUUUUGUAUACUCAAGGUCAGAUGUGGUUGAAGCGGCAUCAUAUCACAGGGAAGGCGAUCGGAUUUUUACCCUAUGUUGGUUGGGCGACGAUCUUACUGACCGAAAAGCCCCUCGUCAAGUAUAUUUUAAUAGGUUCUUUGGGACUGCUUGUAGUGUUUUCUAAAGAGUAGCCAGCCUUCUGAUCCAACAGCACUAAAAUAAAAAUACUUUUGGAUGAUUGUUAUACAUCCAUAUAUGAUUUCAUUAGCAAUUAAUAUACAUACAUGUAGACAUACAAACAUAGAUAUAAAUGGGUCAAUCUGGCCCAUGAUUUAUCUCAAAAUGGUCAAUUAGGUUUAAAAUUUAAA